This is a messenger RNA of Pestalotiopsis fici W106-1, 930 nucleotides long. RefSeq lists its product as uncharacterized. The coding region runs from base 1 to 930 and encodes 309 amino acids. Lineage: Eukaryota; Fungi; Ascomycota; Sordariomycetes; Amphisphaeriales; Sporocadaceae. The record is from RefSeq and is a predicted model, not a curated record. The transcript is spliced from 2 exons.
AUGGGCCACAACAAGAGCUUCUCCGUCAACGACGGUUUCGAGUUUGACGAGGCGUGCUUCAGAAAGUUCUACAAACCGCUUUCUAACUUGCCUACACCUCCGCCAUCGUCCCGGAAUUCGUCAGCCACUCAGAGCCCCCGCAUCCCGGCUGGGGACGCGGAGGGUCGCAAUGAGGAGUUUCUAGCCUCAGCUAUACAUCUUACCCGGAUGCUACCCUCGGGUCUCUCAUGGGAAAUGCCUUCUGUGGCCGUGGUACAGACCAUGCUCAACCGGGCCAACCUCUCCAUGGACACCAUCGCCCUCGCAGUCUGCAUUCUGGAUGCUUUGCCAACCAGGUUCCGCAACAGCUGGCGGAUGAUUUACCCUCGAUCGCGGCAGACCCCUGCGGCAUCCAAGCGCCACACCUUGCCCUCGGGCCCUAUUCAACAGCCUAGCGAUGCCGUGUAUUCCGAGGUGGUUAUUCUGUGCGCCCUGAUGAUUGCAUCCAAAUUUCUUGAAGAUGUCCACGACCCAACGCAGUACUUUUGCACCGAAUGGGGUCGGGGUAUCUGGUCAUGCGAGCAGGUCAAUGCAACCGAAAGAUGUGUGAUGGAGGCACUCGAGUACCGCAUCAUGCCCUUGACAGAUGAAGAAUAUAUCAAGGAGGCACGCCACGAUAUUGAGGCCACUCGACGAGAACUACAAGACGAGACGAGCGAAGCUGCAUUCGAGGCCAGAGAGUGCGCAUUUGACACGAGGCUUAUGAGUUCUGGACAAGCCGUGCUUGGUCUGGGUCUCCAGCUGACUCCUGCCGUUACCCCGAACCCAGAACUGUCCACGGGUCACGGCCAAAACGCAGACCUUGCCGAUGAGACAAAGGACGCAUUCCGCAGCUCGCAGACGCUCCCUGAGAACUAUCUGCACUUGCCCAUGCAGUCUAAGGCGUCAUAA